AUGGGUGUUCAUUCAUUUUGGGAUGUAGUUGCAAGAACGUCAAAACCAGUACGUCUCGAAUCUCUUCAAGACAAAAAGAUGGCAAUCGAUGCCUCUAUCUGGAUAUACCAAUUUUUAAAGGCUGUUAGAGAUGAAAAUGGGAAUAAAGUCAAAAAUUCUCACAUUACUGGGUUUUUCAGAAGAAUUUGUAAAUUAUUAUAUUUUGGUAUAAAACCUGUAUUUGUAUUUGACGGUGGUGUUCCCGUUUUGAAAAGAGAAACCAUUAGACAAAGAAGGGAAAUUAGACAAGGUAAGAGAGAUGAUGCUUCAAGGACAGCUAAGAAAAUAUUAGCUUUACAGUUGUUACAGAAAAAUAAUGGCACUCAAGAUGGACAAACAUCUCCUGGGAAGAAGAAAAAUGAAUCUACUAAAACUACUAAAAAUACUACUUUGUUUAAACCAGAUGAUGAUUGGGAUUUACCUGAAAUAGAAGGAUUUAAGUAUGAUUUAAGUGAUCAAAGAGUCAAUACUGCUAAGAAAUUUGAAAAUGUUAUUAGUAAUAUGGAUGAUGAACUAGAUACUAUUGAUUUGGAUUCUAUUAAUCCUGCAUCAAAAGAAUUUGAAGAAUUGCCAAAAUCCACUCAAUAUAUGGUUUUAUCCACUUUAAGGUUAAGAUCAAGAUUAAGGAUGGGUUAUACAAAGGAACAGUUGGAAGAUAUAUUCCCAAAUAGUUUGGAUUUCUCCAAAUUCCAAAUUAAUAUGGUGAAAAGAAGGAAUUUUUAUACUCAGAAAUUGAUGAAUGUAACAGGACUUCACGAUAGUGGUGCCUCAAAAUUGAAUGAUGAAGUUAUCAAUAGAAUAUCAGGGCAAUUACAUAAAGAAUAUAAAUUACAGAAGACAGAAAAUGGUUGGGCCCUAGGGCUAGGUGAAAUGGAUGGAUCUGAAGUUCAGAAAGCUAUUAUAUUGGAUAAACCUAGUAAUAAUACAAAUACUGAAGUCCAUACUCAGGUAAAUGACACACAUACAAAAAGUAAAAGUUCGGUACCGCAAGAGGUUAAAACUGAAGAUGAAGAUGAAGAAGACGAGUUCGACUGGGAAGACGUAGAUUUGAAAGCAAAUAAGGAAAAAGAAGUGGAAGAUUUUUCGCUAAGCGCAGCAAGAUUACCAAAACUAGAUGAAGUUCGACAAGCUGUAGGCAGCCAGUCAUUCUUAGAUACAAGACCAAAUCAAGUAUCACCGCUUAAAAAAUCACAACGUUCCAUAAUACGGCAUGUCGAUAUCAACGACGAGAGUGAUCAUAGUGAUAAUGAUGAAGAUUAUUUAGAUCAAAUUGAGGAAAUAGAAAUGAUGGAAGCGUAUCAAAAAUCUCUUCUAGAUGCCCGUACCAUGAAGGCAAAAAAAACAAAUAAAAUCGAGGACUCCGAAAAGGAGAACAUUGCUGAGCAGCAAACGAAACAAUUCCUCGCAACAUUACCUGAUGAGAUUUUGAGUAAAGAAAAAACGGUGACAUCGAAAUCAAUUAAUAAUGUUUCUUCGACGAUUACAAAUGAUGUUAAAGUUUUGCCACCCGUUGUUCCCCAAAUCAACAGCAAUGCUACACAUCCUAAUUUAACUGAAACAGAACAAAAUCUAAAUUUCAUUGUGGGAAAGAUUCCCAAUAGUUCCUUCCUUUUCCAGUCACCCACUAGAGAAAUAAUUAACGAAGUAGAUGAGUCUGUUUCUGAAAAAGAAGAAGAAAAGAAAUUACCUCCACCCGAAGUUCCAGCUUGGUUUCAAACAGUUUCAAAUGUUGAAGCGACCAAUCCAUUUACAACAUCGAAUUUUGUUCAAGAUAAGAAAAUUGCUGACUUAAAUUCUAACGAGAAAAAUAACAAUAACGCAGAUGGUGAUUUCAAAUUAGUUUCAGGGUUUGAUGCAGAAGAUCUAUUAGAGGUACAACAGAAUUCAGCUCCACUAAUUGAAGAUGACACACUUAUCGAAGAAGUACAACCAACGACAAAUAUAGAGACGAAAGAAGAUAGUGCAGAGAAUAAUGACAUUGGAGAGAGUACCACCGAAAAACCGCAAAAAAGGAAGCCAUUAAUCUUCAAUUAUGAUUUCUCAGAUGAAGAGGAAGAAAAUCUUACUGAGAAUAUUAGGAAAGAACAACAAGAGUUUGAAGCCUUUAAAGACCUAACAUUAUUGAACGGCAAAGCGUCAGGGUCCACUAGUAGUCUAAUUGAUAAAGCUUUCAUGGAAGAUGAACUAUACGAGCAGCAAAUGAAAGAUAAAAGAGAUUCUGAUGAAGUUACACCAGAUAUGGUUCAAGAUGUUCAAGACUUGCUUUCAAGAUUUGGUAUUCCCUUCAUUGUCGCACCUAUGGAAGCAGAAGCCCAAUGUGCUGAGUUGUUACAUUUGAACUUAGUUGAUGGAAUAGUAACUGAUGAUAGUGAUGUAUUUCUUUUCGGGGGAUCAAAAGUCUAUAAGAAUAUGUUCCAUGAGAAAAACUAUGUGGAAUUUUAUGACAGUGCAUCAAUCCUUAGAAAUAUAGGGCUGGACCGUAUAAAUAUGAUUGAAAUGGCACAGCUAUUGGGUAGUGAUUACACAAAUGGUGUUAAAGGUAUGGGACCUGUUUCAAGUUUAGAGAUAAUUGCAGAAUUUGGUAACUUGAGAAAAUUCAAAGAAUGGUAUGAGGAGGGACAAUUUAACGAAAAAAAACAAGAAAAUGAAUCUAAAUUUGAAAAAGAUCUUAGGAAAAGAUUAGUGAAAAAUGAAAUAGUUUUCGAUUCUAAUUUCCCCAGUGAAUUAGUUAAAGAUGCGUAUUUAAAUCCGGAAGUUGACCAUGAUAAAACAAAAUUUAUAUGGAACUUCCCAGAUCUGGAUUUAUUAAGAGAAUUCCUCAAAAGGAAAAUUGGGUGGCCGCAAGAGAAAUCGGACGAGGUUUUAAUCCCACUAAUCCAGGAUAUCAAUAAACGUAAAAAGCAAGGGAAACAAAGGAGUAUCUCGGACUUCUUCCCAAGUGAAUAUUUGGAAGGAAGUAAUGCUAUGAACAUGAGUAAAAGAUUAGCCACAGCUGCAGGAAAGAUGAAGAAAAGAAGGAUGGAGUAG
Messenger RNA from Naumovozyma dairenensis CBS 421, 3066 nucleotides. RefSeq names its product ssDNA endodeoxyribonuclease RAD2 (gene RAD2). Gene Ontology annotation, molecular function: single-stranded DNA binding; DNA endonuclease activity. NCBI's taxonomy places the organism in Eukaryota, Fungi, Ascomycota, Saccharomycetes, Saccharomycetales, Saccharomycetaceae. The record is from RefSeq and is a predicted model, not a curated record. Gene Ontology annotation, cellular component: nucleus. Gene Ontology annotation, biological process: nucleotide-excision repair. The transcript has a single exon. Bases 1 to 3066 code for a protein of 1021 amino acids.